UUCAAGAUUUUGUGCUCCUCUUUCUACGGCCCUCCUUCUCUCCAUUUCUCUCUUUCAAUUUCUUCGCUAUCUUUAGAUCUUCAAUAAUGAUUGACGAACAACAAAAACCACCUCCCAACAAGGUAGAAUCGUCGUUCUUUAAAUCGUCAAAAGAAAUUCCCUCUGAAUCGAUCGAACAAUAGCGUUCGAUCGCGUCCAGAAGCGAAAUGGUUCCGCAAUAUUCGUCAUCUUUCUUGUUUCUCUUCGCAUUCCUCGCUGGCUUGGCCUCCUCGGCCACCAUUUCUAAUGGCGUCCUUCAAUCUCAUGGAAUGACAGCCCGUGCUCUCCUUCAAGUGAAAUCAGAUUGCAGCAUCGACUUUGAGCAUCAGAACUACACAAUCAUCACAAGCCAGUGCAAGGGGCCGAGGUACGAGACAACCAUAUGUUGUAAAGCGUUCAGGCAAUUCGCCUGCCCUUUCACCAACGAGCUCAACGACGACAAAAGCAAUUGCGCCAACACCAUGUUCGGCUACAUAAACACGUUCGGCAAGUACCCACCGGGGCUCUUUGCCAGUCUCUGCAUCGAUACCACCAACGACAAAGGUUUAGGUUGCACGGACGAACAAAUCGAGCUCUCAAAUGGGGUUCCAUCAAAAUUCAAUCAAUCUCCGGUCCUGAUGCUGGCAGCAGCAGCUGCCGCCUUCAUCACAUGCUGCCCGUUCGAGUUGUUUUGAAUGGAAUGGUGAUUUUUUCUACUCCCAAGUACUUUUACACAAAUAUGCAUUGUUGUUGUGCCUACAGCUCUCCAUGCCCAUCAUAUAAGAGUUGGUAUUCUUUUGUGGGAAGUUAUUAACAGAACAAUAUAACAAUGAUAUCCUUUUACUGAUAACCCUAUUGAAUAAUAGAUCUUAC
Diospyros lotus (date-plum) is the source of this 891-nucleotide messenger RNA. RefSeq names its product GPI-anchored protein LLG3-like. The record is from RefSeq and is a predicted model, not a curated record. Bases 207 to 713 code for a protein of 168 amino acids. The transcript is spliced from 3 exons. Lineage: Eukaryota; Viridiplantae; Streptophyta; Magnoliopsida; Ericales; Ebenaceae.